UUUGGUGCACGGGCGGGAAGUUGAAACUACAAAUAUUUCAAAACAUUUCUGUUUGUUAUCAUUAGAGUCGCGAUAGGUUGUGGAAGGCUUUUAUCUAGCUAAGUAGGUUUGAAUAUGCAGGAAAUCAAAUACUAUAUUCUAGCAAACGUAUAGAAGGUCCUUUUGUGGCCAACUUUAGCUAGCUCGGCUUAACUGGCUGAUAAUUAGCAUGGCGGAUAGAAAUCUGGUGAAGGAGCUGAAACGCUGGGCAACAGAGGAAUUUAAUCUUCCCCCGGACAGUCUUCCCAAUGACAACUAUUUGAAAACGCUUUGUGUUGGUACUGGGAAGUCAAUAUGGAAAUAUAUGAUCCAACAUGUUUUCCACCAGAGGAAUGUGAGGAUCAUGCGUGGCAAUCUUCAGUGGUACAAAGUACUACAAGACAAAGAGGUGACAAAGGCUGAAUGCCAAAGUGAAGCAGCAAAGCGGAAAGAGCUUCAAGCGAAAAUAGAGCAGAUGAGAGCUGAGAUCAGCCACCUGGACUCUCAGAUCAGAGGAACGGAGGAACAAGUGGCCUCACAGGAGCAAUCUCUCAAUGAUAUCUGGGUCCAAAUAGAGGAGAACCAGACCCGGGAACUACUUCUGAAGGCAUUCAGUCAGCGCAGCAACUUCAACCGUAAAGUCCUCCUUGAUGAUGUGCAAAAGAUAAGCAGCCACUGCCUAGCACUCAAGCAGAUUGCCAGGAAAGCUGAGUCUGAGGUGCUGUUUGGGGAGGAGCCCUCCAGCAACGUGGUUGAUGAUAGCCUUAGCUCAAAGGCGGCAGCAGUGCCUCAGGUCCUGCGUGAUCUGAGAGAGCUGAGUGAAGAUAGGGUCCACUUCUUUCGCUGUUUACAGGAGAAUGAAAUAAAAAUGCAGCGUUCUGCCCCCAAAAGCAUGACUCAUGAACAGAGGACAGCUGUGUUUCAAUAUUGGCUUAGUACGGCUGAGAAAGUGUUAAGUAGUUACCCUCCAAGCCAUGUCCUCUCAGCACUGCAGCAUCUAGCUGUAACAGAGCAGAAAGCUCUGCAGGACAAACUAUCCUCUUUGGAUGUUAUGCAGGACAUGGCAACUCUGCGAUUUCGAUUUGAAAGUGAUCAAGUUUUGGAUAUCUCAGCAGAGGAAUGUGAUGAGUUACCUCCUGUUAAGUCUCUCCUGGAUGCCGCUUGGGAGGAGGUCCAGCAGAGCUUGAUGGAGCUGUCCCAAACUCGCUCCAGGGUCCAGCAACUCAAACAUCUGUUGAAGGCCCGUAAAGAGGAAGCUGAACAAGACAUGUCUGGUAUUGCAGAUGAGAACAUCAAUGAAGGUUUAGCACUGUUGGUACUGCAGAUGGAGCUGCAGUGUGUGAUGCAGACAGCAGCUCGGGAUCAUAUCCGAGAUCGCUGUGUUCAGCUUGACCAACAUGCAAGAAACCGUCAGGAAGCCCUACAGGAUCUUCACAGCCAGUGGCAAAGCAUUAUGGAUUUCCGAGAACUAGUGGCUCUAAGACAGGAGCAGUUGAGAGGUCUGAUUAAAGGAAACUCAUCCGCUAAGUCACAGCUGAUUAGUCUUCAUAAAGAGUUGCAGGAGUUUAUCGAGGUUAAGCUUGUGCCACAAUUUGAGGAUAUAGUGGCUGCAGCUACCAGUCUACGAAACUCUGUUUCCAAGGAGGCAAAGCAGUUUGGAACAGUUUCAGUUCUUGCUCUGGACCGCAGGACUAUGAAUGGAACGCAGAGAGUUCCUGCAUCUUGGUUGUCCAUUCACCGCUUGCAGGCCCCACAGUUCAAUAGCUUGCGUCAAAGCCUAGCAUUCCCCUUGUAUAAGGCUCCAGAGGAGUUGUGUUCCCAGCUGCGAACCCAACAACUUGAGCUACGUUUUCUGAGGGAGUUGCUGCUGCUUUAUUCAGCCACACUGCAGAAAGUGGAGAAGGACUCUGAACAACUACAUGCACCUGAUCAAAAAGCUUUGCUGUCCAAAGUCAGGGAUGAGGAUCAAAAGCUUCUAAAAUCAUUGCUACCAAGAGCCCGAGGUCUCACCCACCACUGUGCCCAGGGUCUUUCUUAUGGUGCCCAAGUUAAGACCGCCAUCUCUUACUGGUGGGACAAACCAGCCCAGCGUGUUCUUCCUGAGCUCAGAAAAGGAGGACUGACUUUCCAACAGUGGCUUCAGAGAUGGAAACUUGCAGCGAAAGCUUCAUAGUUUUAUACCUUAGGGGUUUUUCAUAGAAACCGCACUGCAUUAUUCACCUUUUCAUAUACCGGUACAUAAUAACAUUGUAAAAUCAAACUGAAAUGCAAAUAAAGUUCAUUUU
Messenger RNA from Cyprinodon variegatus (sheepshead minnow), 2303 nucleotides. RefSeq names its product HAUS augmin like complex subunit 5 (gene haus5). The coding region runs from base 209 to 2191 and encodes 660 amino acids. Gene Ontology annotation, cellular component: HAUS complex; centrosome. NCBI's taxonomy places the organism in Eukaryota, Metazoa, Chordata, Actinopteri, Cyprinodontiformes, Cyprinodontidae. The record is from RefSeq and is a predicted model, not a curated record. The transcript is spliced from 19 exons. Gene Ontology annotation, biological process: centrosome cycle; spindle assembly.